AUGGCCUGCCUCAACGACCACCCCAAUUUCAAGCACUACUGCAAGGUAUGCAAGAAGGGCUUCAUGUGUGGCCGCGCCCUCGGCGGCCACAUGCGCGCCCACGGCAUCGGCGACGAGAGCGGCAACCUUGACGACGACGACGACACCGCUAGCGAUUGGGAGGACAAAUUUGGGACCAACACUACCAAGCGAAUGUACCAAUUGCGAACCAACCCUAAUCGCCUCAAGAGCUGCAAGACAUGCGAGAAUUGCGGGAAAGAAUUUCUGUCUUGGAAAUCCUUCCUUGAGCACGGCAACGGCAAAUGCACCUCCGACGAUGCCUCUGAGUCGCUCGUGUCGUCCGAGGACGGAGACGAGGACGGUGGGAGCAGGCGCGGCGGCGGCACGUGGUCGAAGCGGAAGAGAUCGCUGAGGUCCCACACGACGACCAGCGAGGAGGAUGAUAUCCUCCUCGCCACCUGCCUCAUGCAGCUGGCGAACACAGUGGUGGAUCUUGAGCCGGAGGAGUCAUGUGCCUCCGCUAGCAAGGAGGAGGAGCGGCGGAACAGCCGGGCGGCGGCACUGGCUAAAGGGGUAUCGAGCCCCAGGGGCGUGUUCGAAUGCAAGGCGUGCAAAAAAGUAUUCAAUUCCCACCAAGCAUUGGGAGGGCACAGAGCAAGCCACAAAAAGGUGAAAGGGUGUUUUGCUGCGAAACAAGACGAACCAGACGAGGUGGCAAACAACGAUCAGGAUUUCUUCCCAUCUUCAAAACCGUCGUUCCAAAUGGAGCAGCAGCAGCAGCCGCUGGUGGGGGCGGCCAGGAGGAAGUCCAAGGUCCACGAAUGCUCCAUCUGUCACCGUGUGUUCAACUCUGGACAGGCACUAGGAGGACACAAGCGAUGCCACUGGAUCAUCUCAAACACGUCAGCAGAGACAUCAUCAUUACCAAAGUUUCAGUUCCAAGAUCAGGCCGCCGUUGGCAUCCGUGCUGAUAAGCUAGACCUAAACGUGCCAGCGUGGGCCCAAGUGAGGCGGGAGCAGCUCAGCUUUGACGUGUCGACAGACAUGCGCCUCCAGCCAUGGAUCGGAAGUCAGAAGGAAGUCAGUUACGUUGACGAUGAAGCGGAUAGCAAGUUAAAGUUGGCCAAAUUGUGCGAUUUAAACGAUAAAAAUGUGGCUUCGUCUCAAUGGUUGCAGGUAGGGAUUGGCUCUACUGCGACGCAACUUCCUCCUCCGACUCCUCCAGCUCCAGAUGCUUAGUUAUAAAUUAACCUAACAUGAUUUUUUGUAUAUUUUU
This is a messenger RNA of Salvia splendens (bonfire salvia), 1276 nucleotides long. Its product is annotated as zinc finger protein ZAT4. The transcript has a single exon. NCBI's taxonomy places the organism in Eukaryota, Viridiplantae, Streptophyta, Magnoliopsida, Lamiales, Lamiaceae. The record is from RefSeq and is a predicted model, not a curated record. Bases 1 to 1239 code for a protein of 412 amino acids.